GCUGCUGUUUAGAGUCUGUUGAGGAUCAUGAGGACCCGGCUGAGCAUACGCAUUCUCGCCUUAGGCCUGUUGCUCUGGCAACUGCAGGCCAGCGCCGUGCUGGGCCAGAAGUAUUACAUGAAUUUCGCAUUCAACAACAACAAUCCGGAUGCCGAGGGCGGCGGAGGAUCCGGCGAACCAAAGGUAAAACCAAAUAGAGGAGGCUCCGAAGAAGGAGCUGCCAGCAGGGCUCAAAGCAAUGAGAACGCAGGCAGUGGGGUUCGCGCCGAAAGCGGCAGCGCCGACGACGGCAAGGAUCGCAGCAAUCCAGGGACAGACAAGAGCAACGACGAUGCCAGCGACAAAGGCGAAAACAGCGGUGGGGGCGGCGGCGGUGGUGACGGGAGUGCUGGCAGCGGCGGCGGCGGUGGUGACAGUCGGGAACGUCACGAAGGAAACAAGGACAAGAGUGCGCCUUUGGAUCAAAGGGUGCACGAUAACGACGACAGCGAUAGCCAUGACCCCAUUGAUCGGCGCCAGAAGGAGGAGCAAGCGCUUGCCAAGGCCGGCAACAAGGAGCACAGCCAUCACAGCAGCUACGAGAUCAGCAUUGACGAUAGCUUCGGCGGUCGCUAUGUGCGCUCCAUUUACGAGAGCUCCGAGAGCCAUGGCCAUGAGGGCGCCAGGGCCGAUUCCGGCCGUGACAACCAGGAGAACGAUAGCUCCGCAAGCAAAGCGGGCAACGUGCAAAAGGAAUUCGGCGACCAGGACUAUGAGGAGCCCAUCGAGAAUUAAAGCUUAGUUGUGCCAGAGACAUUUCAAUUUAUGAAUUUUGCGCAAUAAAAAUUAUACAAUAAAUAAAGGAAAUCUGUGGAA
Molecule: messenger RNA, 855 nt
Organism: Drosophila montana
Lineage: Eukaryota; Metazoa; Arthropoda; Insecta; Diptera; Drosophilidae
Gene: Acp32CD
Product: Accessory gland protein 32CD
Exons: 2
Coding region: 28-774 (248 amino acids)
Source: RefSeq, a predicted model, not a curated record